AUGAUCCGGACCGUUCAUCUGUGCCCGUUGUAUACAGUGGACAAUGGGCUGGAGCUACGAGAAGCAGCCUGUGACUGCAUGGACAUGCUCCUCUCCACCUGUCUGCACCGCAUCCAGCCGGCCGCCUUCAUCACCCCCUUCCUCAUCUCUGGGCUCUCCGGUGCAUAUACCCUCUUGACACAGCAACUGCUCUUUGCCCACUUAGCACAAGCACAUUCACGAAUGCCUAAAGCGUUCCCAUCCAACACCGGUCUCAUGAAAAUCCUUUACUCCCACUUUCAAUCCCUCAAUUCUUGGCCCCUUCCCUCAAUCAACCCCCUCCCAUCCCCUCACCCGGUUUCACCAUCAUCUAUUGUAGACAACAGCGAUUUGAAGAUGCCGUGCCAUCUGGUGCUGGCAAAGCUGGUAGAGAAGUGCGCCCCGUCGGUGCUGGCAAUGGUGGAUGCACCAGUGGAGCCUUUAGAGAAGACUGUGACAAUACGAGUCAAGGCAGAUGCCAUGAAGCAGGAGGUGGACCGCAAUGAGGACAUGAUCCUCAGUGAGAAUGCGCGUGCUUGGAUCAAGCAAGUGGGGUGGCUAGAAGAAGCAGGUGAGUCAUGUGGUGGUGGGGAUUGCAUGACGCCGUGA
Messenger RNA from Closterium sp. NIES-65, 627 nucleotides. NCBI's taxonomy places the organism in Eukaryota, Viridiplantae, Streptophyta, Zygnematophyceae, Desmidiales, Closteriaceae. The record is from the annotation of a GenBank genome assembly.